Molecule: messenger RNA, 1535 nt
Organism: Pistacia vera
Lineage: Eukaryota; Viridiplantae; Streptophyta; Magnoliopsida; Sapindales; Anacardiaceae
Exons: 7
Coding region: 198-1367 (389 amino acids)
Source: RefSeq, a predicted model, not a curated record
GAAAAGGUCAAUGUAGCACUGAAUUAAGUUAGGAGCGUCUUUGAUACACUUCACUGUGUGCGCUUGGGAAUGGGCAAUUGGCAAUUGCUCUGUUUGUUCCUCUUUUUUUCUUUUUUAAUAGCUAUUUGAACUAGGAAUCUUUGUCUAGUGGUGGCUCAUACUCAAUUCUCUCUCUUUUUCUAAUUCUUUGUGUGUCAAUGGAAGGUGGACUUCCCAUGCUUAACUGUCUCUUGCAGCAGACACUGAGAAGCCUAUGUUCAACUUCUGAUUCCUCUAAUUCCUCAAAGUGGGUGUAUGCUGUCUUUUGGAGGAUAUUGCCUCGUAAUUACCCACCUCCGAAGUGGGAUUAUGGAGGAAGUGCUCUUGAUCGUUCAAAAGGCAAUAAAAGAAAUUGGAUUCUUGUAUGGGAAGAUGGGUUCUGUGAUUUCUAUGAAUGUGAGCGUGCGGGAUGUGGCUACAUAAAGGGAAGGUUUGGAGUUGAUGUCUUCUUCAAAAUGUCUCAUGAGGUUUAUAACUACGGAGAAGGAUUAGUGGGGAAAAUUGCAGCAGAUAACAGUCACAAAUGGGUUUAUACAGAAGCCAUAAAAGAACAUGAUCCUAGCUUCGUCUCCUCCUGGAAUGCGUCUAUUGAGCCUCAACCAAAGGCUUGGGAAAUUCAGUUUAAUUCCGGCAUCCAGACAAUUGCCGUUAUUUCUGUGAGAGAAGGCAUUAUUCAACUGGGUUCAUUUGAUAAGGUUUUGGAAGAUCUCAGCCUGGUUAUCAACGUACAGAGGAAAUUCAGCUAUCUACAGAGCAUUCCAGGUGUCUUCGCCAUACAAAGGCCAUACCUACCUAUCCAUUUUCCAUACAUCAUCAAACCCAAUACUCAGAUGAGUGAAAGCCAGGAAACGGCUUUCUUAGCUGAUGAAAAGCAGCAGCUAUCCGGAGCAAAAAGAUUGUUCAAUGAAAUUCCUCAAGAUUUCCCAAUUAAGUCAAUGAACUUUGGGUGGAACAGCCCUCAAAAUGGCAUUGCUGGAGCUCCUAUUUGGUCAAUACCUCCUCUUUUGCCUACCAUGUCUUGCAGUCUUGGAGCUCUGCUAUCCAAGUUACCUUCUGUGUUCCCAUCCAAUAACAUCAAUGAAUCUCCUGCCACAGCCCUCAUCAACAACCGCAACAGCAUUAGUGCUAUGUGUCAGAAAGUUAAGGUUGAUAACAGUGCUGUAUUAAGUGAACUCCAAGUUGCUGAUAGAAAAGUAGAGUCCUCAUGUCAAAUAGAUGGUCAAGAACGGAAGCCGGUAUAUAUAAACACUCAUUUAGAGGUGAAGGAGAUGGUGGAAUUAGGAUUUGAAUCUCUGAGGGAGGGAGAAAGUGCUCUAAACAUAAAUUAAUCAGGAUAAGCAUGCCAAUUUGUAUUAUUUAUGGUCAUGAAGAGAAGGAUUGGCUACUUCCAGGCAUAAUCCUUUUCUUCUGCACCAUUGUGCUUUUCUUAAUGUAAUCUUAGAAUUAUGUAACAUGUUCUUUUUCUUUUGUUUUAUAUUGAAAUAAACUUCAACAUC